AUGAGUAAUUUAGUUAAACUCGAGGAAAAUUUAUCAGAAGAGUUGUUGAAUGAGGAUGUCCGAGUCUCAAGAGUCAGCAUGUGCCCAAAUCUCGAUAAAAAUAUGUCCAGAUCACUAUUUAAGAGAAAGAAUCUUACUACUAAGCUUAUCAAAGCUCAAUCGUUGUCACCUGAUAGUAUCUACAUUCUAGACCAAACUCCCCAAGAAAACUUAUUUCAAAGCAAGCCGAUAAUGAAACUGAAAAAAGGCCUAACUACUAAGAAAGCAGCAUCAUUUGGCCCAAAGAAAUCUUCAAAACUCCAGAACGAUAUUAAAACUCUUCUUCAUAGAGCUAUAAAGAUCAGGAAUGCUUCCACCCACAAUAUUCAGAAUGGCGAAGGCAGCAAGGAAUCUGCACCAGUAAUCCCUGCCAAAAUGGGUGUCACAAUGAGAGAUGUCAAGAAGGUCUAA
This is a messenger RNA of Moneuplotes crassus, 450 nucleotides long. The record is from the annotation of a GenBank genome assembly. Lineage: Eukaryota; Ciliophora; Spirotrichea; Euplotida; Euplotidae.